This is a messenger RNA of Carassius gibelio (silver crucian carp), 5518 nucleotides long. RefSeq names its product C-Jun-amino-terminal kinase-interacting protein 3. Gene Ontology annotation, molecular function: MAP kinase scaffold activity; JUN kinase binding; signaling receptor complex adaptor activity. Gene Ontology annotation, cellular component: cytoplasm. The record is from RefSeq and is a predicted model, not a curated record. The transcript has 33 exons. Bases 644 to 4594 code for a protein of 1316 amino acids. NCBI's taxonomy places the organism in Eukaryota, Metazoa, Chordata, Actinopteri, Cypriniformes, Cyprinidae. Gene Ontology annotation, biological process: vesicle-mediated transport.
GCGAGAGAGAGAGUCACCGACGGAAACGGCAUCACGAGCUCCGGCCCCCUGUCAACCACCGGAUUCAUUUGUAAUGCCAAAAAUGACCAGUCUGACAUAACGCUAGAAAAGCAAUAUCCGAUUGUCAAGGACAACGGGAGCCCGCGGGCCUAUCGCACGGUACCUAUAUUUAUUCACGUAUUUAGGAAUCGUUUUUAUCCCCCUCCAUUGAUUUUUCAGUAAUGGCUGGGCUCGCGGGCUGCGGCUGUUGAGAGGCAGGUGCAUCGUCCCGACAGACGCUCGUUGGGCGUGAUGUGUGAUGAGAUGGAUUUCGCUCCAGUGCAGCGAUGACGAGACGGACGCAACCGGAGAAUCACCGAGAAUCCGCGAGACGCGUGUGAUCGAGCGGCCGACACUGGGGCGCGGAGCACGGGCGGGGAACAGAGCUCGUCCCCUCGCGAGCGCUCCGUCUCAUCAACACAUACUGAACAUUAAACGGCCGUACUACAUCCCGAAACCCGGCUGCUGCCGGUGGAAUCGGGUCGUGGACCGAAGUGACAUCAUGUGCACCUGACCACAGAAGCCGUUUCGCCAUUUCGAUUCGUGUCUCCGGUGUACAAAUUAUUAUUUCUCUAAUAACGAGCUUGGAUUAGACCACGCCAAGAUGAUGGAGCUGGACGAGGUGGUGUACCAGGACGAUUAUGGGGCCGUGUCGGUCAUGUCAGAUCGGGUGUCGGGCCUGGCCAGCAGCAUCUACCGGGAGUUUGAGCGCCUCAUCCAGAGCUACGACGAGGAGGUGGUGAAGGAGCUGAUGCCGCUGGUGGUGAACGUCCUGGAGAACCUCGACUCGGUGUCUACGGAGAACCAGGAGCACGAGGUGGAGCUGGAGCUCCUCAGGGAGGACAACGAGCAGCUCAUCACGCAGUAUGAACGGGAGAAAGCGCUGCGCAAACAGGCGGAGGAGAAGUUCAUUGAAUAUGAAGAUGUCUUGGAGGCAGACAAGAAGGAGUUGCAGUCCAUGUUGGGGACUUUGGAGCUACAAACAAAACAACUCGAGCUGAAGGCCAAGAACUAUGCUGACCAGAUCUCUCGUCUGGAAGAUCGAGAAUCAGACAUGAAGAAAGAGUAUAACGCCCUCCACCAGCGCCAUACAGAGAUGAUACAGACAUAUGUGGGACACUUUGAGCGUUCAAAGAUGCAACAGACAGGCAGCAACCAGUCUGAAUCUACAGGCUGCGGACGGGCUCCACGACACAACAGGAGGAAAAGUAAAACAGAUCGCCCCCCAUCAUUGAAUUUGUUUCCUGGUGGAGAUGGCAUGGUACGUGGGAGUCCUGGGGGGGCUAGAAAUGUUUCGUCAGAUGUCUGGCAUUCCAGUGAUCUCAGCAGACCUAUCUACGCCUCUGGCUACCAGGAGGAUGGCUCAGAUUCAGACUCUGUCGCAGCCACACCCAGCAGCACAGGGAGCAAAUCAAACACCCCCACCUCGUCUGUUCCCUCGGCAACAGUUACCCCUCAGAAUGAUGGGCUGGCAUCGGUGGGAGAGUUCGACAGGCACCGGAGGCGGGACUGCAAGAAAGAAAAGCGUCUUAGUAAAAACAUGGAGGUGCAGGUCUCUCAGGAAACCAGGAACGUCAGCAUUGGUAUGGGCAGUAGUGAUGAAUGGUCAGAGUUUCAGGAACUUAUAGACUCAACGCCAGAGCUAGAUAUGGACCCUCGAGUCUACGGAGGAGGAAACAGUCCUUCUCAGGGCAUAGUGAAUGAGGCAUUCGGCAUCAACACAGACUCUCUGUACCAUGAGAUCAAAGACGCCAAGUCUGACAUCAUCGGUGAUGUGGACGCAGGAGCCGAACUUCUCGGGGAGUUCUCAGUCCAGGAUGAUUUCUUUGGUAUGGGGAAAGAGGUGGAAAAUCUGCUAACAGAGAACAAAAUACUACUGGAGACCAAGAAUGCCCUAAACAUUGUGAAGAAUGACCUGAUUGCUAAAUUAGAUGAGCUGUCAAGUGAACAGGAAGUUCUCCGGGAAGAGCUGGAAACAGUGAAACAGUCCAAGAGCAAAGUGGACCAGAGAGUGAAAGAACUGGAGGAGGAGCUAAAGAGGUUGAGAGCUGAAGCUUUAGGAGUAUCUCAGGACUCUAAAGACGAGGGUGGAGAGGAUUACUCAUCUCCACUGCAGGACGAUGUGGCCAUGACGCAGAGACGACGCUUCACACGUGUAGAGAUGGCCCGUGUGCUGAUGGAGCGCAACCAGUACAAGGAGAGACUGAUGGAGCUUCAGGAGGCUGUGCGCUGGACCGAGAUGAUCAGGGCAUCUCGAGAGAGUCCUGCUCUACCAGAGAAAAAAAAGUCCAUAAUCUGGCAGUUCUUUGCCCGUCUUUUUAGUUCAUCUGCGAGCCCUCCUCCAGUGAAACGGCCGUACACCAGUGUCAACAUUCACUACAGGUCUCCCUCUCCUGCUGGCUACAACCAGAGACGCUCCCAAACCAUGUGCCAGAUCUCCACCUCCAGCGGCACACUGGAGUUCAUGCCUGAAGAACUGCCCAGUAAUGGUGUUGCGUCUCUCCUCAGCGAUUCUGCGCUCUGUACACGCAGAGAGCAGCGUCGAGAGCAGUACCGGCAGGUGCGCGAGCACAUGCGCCGGAAGGACGGCCCCAUGCAGACCUGUGGCUGGAGUGUCCCGUCCCGACUGAAACAGGCCAACGAGAAAGAGGAUAAUCGCAUGAAAAAUGUCCCUGUGCCAGUUUACUGCCGCCCUCUGGUGGAGAAAGAUCCCAAAAGAAAGCUGUGGUGUGCUGCUGGUGUGGAUCUCACUGGAUGGAAGACACCCAAUCAGGAGACUGCAGCUGUGAAGCCGUCCAACGGCUCAGAUCCUUUGACUGCUGAAGACCCAGGUGGAGACAGCAAGAGCGAGAGCUCACCAGAGAAAAAGAAGCCUAAAGAACUGCAUGAGACUGACUCGAUGAGCAGCCGCGUGUGGAUUCUGACAAGCACUCAUUCAGCCAGUAAAGUGGUCAUUAUCGAUGCAAACCAGCCCUGCUCACUGGUCGACCAGUUUAAUGUGUGUAAUGCCCAUGUGCUCUGUAUCUCCAGCGUACCAGCGGCCAGUGAGAGUGAUUACCCAGCAGGUGAUAUAUUUCUGGAGCAGCAGGCUGGAGAUGGGCCUUCAGAGGAGAAGGGUGGAGUGGAGGGCAUGCUGGCGGGAAUCACCAUCGUGGGCUGUGCCACUAACUGCAGCGUAGUACGCAGCAACUGCUCCUCUCGCACCGACACACCUGUGCAGGACCGAAGCCAAGCUCCUACAGCUCCAGUGUGCAGAAGCUUAGCAGUGUCACAGUCUGCGGAGGAAGCGACAGAAGCCAUUGAGGUGUCUGAGGAGGCAGGGCCUAGUGAGAGUGGGGACAGCACACUCAGUACUUUCACCGAGCAUGUCUUUACUGACAACACACACAGUGAAGCAGGUGUGCCGAAGGAGCAAGUGACUUCAGCCCCCACAGACUCAGAAGAGGCAGGAGACGACCAGGCAGGAACAAGUGCUGCCCCGACCAUGUGGCUAGGAGCCCAAAAUGGCUGGCUUUAUGUCCACUCUGCAGUGACCAAUUGGAAGAAAUGCCUCCAUUCAAUCAAACUCAAAGACUCUGUACUGAGUUUGGUACAUGUGAAGGGGAGAGUUUUGGUUGCGUUAGCUGAUGGAACUCUUGCAAUCUUUCAUAGAGCUGAAGACGGACAAUGGGAUCUAUCGAACUAUCAUCUUAUGGAUCUGGGAAGACCCCACCACUCCAUUCGAUGCAUGGCUGUGGUUCAUGACAAAGUCUGGUGUGGUAACAAGAACAAGAUCCACGUGAUCCAGCCCAAGAGCAUGCAGAUUGAGAAAUCAUUUGACGCUCACCCACGCAAGGAGAGCCAGGUGAGACAGCUGGCAUGGAUUGGUGAUGGUGUCUGGGUUUCAAUCCGGUUGGAUUCUACGCUCCGCUUGUACCACGCACUCACACAUCAGCAUCUGCAAGAUGUGGAUAUUGAGCCUUAUGUCAGCAAGAUGCUGGGUACAGGAAAGUUGGGCUUCUCUUUUGUCAGGAUAACUGCGCUGCUGAUUGGAGGAAACAGACUGUGGGUGGGGACUGGAAAUGGUGUCAUCAUCUCAAUCCCUCUGACUGAAACCGUAGUGCUUCAUCGAGGGCAGCUCCUCGGACUGAGGGCCAAUAAGGUGUCACCCACAUCAUCGGGGGGCGUGAUCCACGUUUAUGCAGAUGACAGUAACUCUGAGAAGAGUAGCUUCAUACCAUACUGCUCUAUGGCACAGGCUCAACUCUGUUUCCAUGGACACAGAGAUGCUGUCAAAUUUUUCGUGUCAGUGCCAGGCGAUGUGUUGGCCAGCCUGAACGGUAGCGUGUUGGACAGUCCAUCAGAGUCUCAGGGCUCCUCAGCGGACACAGAAGCACAGAGCCUUCAGAACGUGCUAGUACUGAGUGGAGGAGAGGGUUAUAUCGACUUCCGUAUCGGUGAUGGCGAAGACGAGACAGAGGAAGCAAAUGGUGAAACUCCUCAGAUGAAGCCAGCGUUGUCUAAAGCAGAGAGGAGUCAUAUCAUUGUGUGGCAGGUGUCUUAUGGUCCGGAGUGAUAUGAACAGACAGCUCCUACCUGCCCCCCUUUCCGCCCUAUAAUUCCGCCCCCAAAGAUGAAGUAUGAAUCCUUUCUGUAACUAUGCCCCGAAUUCUGUUCCUAAGCUAUGUAACUCCAACAAGCCUUGUAACUACCCCUUGAAAGUCUUAUAUUCACCCCGUUAGCCUGUAUUUUCCUACCCUCUAUUAUAACGACCUGUACGAUCCUUCCAUCCACCUUGUAACAUUCCCUUCCCAAUAAAAACACAAAGUUCAAGAACUUGCUGCAUCCUAUGACUGAAUGGCAAUUUUAAAUGCAAUAUAAAUAGCUUAAAUCAGUACCAAACUACAUUCCUGACAGAACUACACAGUUUUUGCCAAAUACCCCGACCUUUGUUUUUACAGUCCGUCAGCACGCAGCUCACUGAAAGACAGCAACUCAUCAUGAGCUCAAGAGACUUCAGAGAUGAGAGGAUUCAUUUUGGAAGAACCAGCUAGAUGUGUAAUGAAAUACAACAGGGGAAAAUACAAACAAGACCUCAAUAUGUAAAUAAUAGAAAGCAUCAUGGACUGCAGAGAGAAAUAGUAUAGAGUGAAUACUUGAGGAUUAUUAAAUAAGUGGUCAGGAUUUGUUGGCUAUCUAGCACAACCCAAACAUGUCCCAAUGCCAUUUCAGCUCGUUAUAAAGUGAACAUGUAAAAGAAUAUUCAACCAAGCUAAAAAUCAUUUUAAACAUUUGCAGCUAUCCAUUUCUCAAGCUCAGUGAGAUGUGUGCUGACUAGCACUGCUAACUUCCCUCUGGGAUUAAGAAUGAGGCUAAACUGAAGCCUUUGAUUGGACGAGGUUUGGAAGAGAUAGUCGUCCCAGUCGCAUUGUGUGUAAAUCAUCACUCUGUGUUCUUUCUGUGGUUAAGUUAAGAAAUAAACAUGUUUAUGUGCUGAAUA